Molecule: messenger RNA, 2349 nt
Organism: Acytostelium subglobosum LB1
Lineage: Eukaryota; Evosea; Eumycetozoa; Acytosteliales; Acytosteliaceae
Exons: 1
Coding region: 1-2349 (782 amino acids)
Biological process (GO): regulation of GTPase activity; signal transduction
Cellular component (GO): cytoplasm
Source: RefSeq, a predicted model, not a curated record
AUGAAGAAUAUAUUCAGGAGAUCAGUUCAGAUCUUUCAAAAGAAGGAAAAGGAUAAAGAUGGAAAUCCAGUAGGUGGAAGUAGUGACAAUAUCCAACAACCAACAAAUAAUUUGAUUAAUAGUUGCGAUGGAAUACCUCCACCAUCUCCAUCGCCAACACUAUCCCGCGACAAUGGAUCCCGCGAAAAUAGUAAACGAGAAAAGAAAGGAAAACGACACUCCAAGUCAGUCUCACACAGCGAUGUGCUCACUUCGGAUCUCAAACAAAGCGGUGUCAAUCUGCGAACGAUCACCGCGGACAUAUACCUUCCGCCAUCAUCAGGCGCCGACUCACCAUAUGUCGUAGUAUCCAAGCCUCGUUCAUGUCCUGUGUUUGGCGUGCCUUUGGACGAGGUGCCCUGUCGCGAGGGCGCCUUCGUACCGAUCAUCGUGGAGAAGUUGGUCGAACACCUCGAGCGAACAUCACUCACAACCGAGGGCGUGUUCAGGAUACCUGGUCGCGACGUCACAAUCAACGAGUUUGUUCGAUUGUUCAACAGCUACGAGGAAGUUGACGUCUCUGCGUUGGAGCCAUACACGGCGGCUGGUCUACUCAAGAGGUUCUUCCGUGACCUGCCCGUGUUUGUACCGUCACAGAUCAACAAGCAAGUGGCGUCAUUGUUUGUGGCCGAGGAUGGCAAGAGGAAGCAGGUGGACAUGGAGCUGCUGGAGAAGCUGAGGUUGCUCGUCCACUCACUGCCUCGCAUUCACUACGAGGUGAUGCAAGCACUGACCACCCUACUCAGCAAGCUACUUCAGCACUCUGAGGAGAACAAGAUGUCCAUCACCAACAUUGCCAUCUGUCUUGUGCCUACGCUCAACUGUGUGCCGGCAAUCGUCACCUAUCCGAUACAGUAUCACGACUUCUUCUAUAAUGAACCAUUCGCCGAGCAUUAUCUUAUCACGAUGCGUCCGGAUCAAUUACCGGGAUUGAUCGAGCGACCAGAGACGCUCAACGAGUUGCAUCGAUACUCGCGACCAGCAUCCAUCACCGUUUCAUCCACAACUACUGGUGGAGGUCAACAAGUGUCGCCCAGCGCAACAAUCACCUCGACAACAAUCACAUCUCCAAAUGACAAUGCGACACCAAUCACACUUACCGUCACCACAACAUACUUGGACCAGCAGCAACAACAGCAACAACAGCAACAGCAACAGCUACAACAACAACAGUCGGAGGAAGUACAAUAUCAACAGUUCUUGGAGAACCUCAAGUAUAAGGGUUUCAACAAGAGUAGUAGCGGUGGCGCAGGUGGUGUGGUCGUUGGUAGUAACAGUAGUCAUGGUAGUAAUAGUAGCAAUGGUAGUAGAAACAGUGGCAACAACAGUAACAGCAAUGGCAGCAAUGUAUUAUAUAGAAGGAGUGUGGCCUUUGGCAAUGACCUGGAGCGGUACAGUGACUCUGGCCUAAACAACAAUGUUACAAAGGCCAAUAUUCAACAGCUGAAGGAGAAGAUCGACAGGUACUCCAAGGAGAAGAUUCGCGAGUUGAACCAGCUCACGCCCCGUCGACAGGACGCCAUUCCAAGCAGUGGCAUCGAGCGCGACAGACACUCGCGCUACAGCAUCGACCUGGACCGUCUAAAGAGGGAGAUUAUGGACAGGAGGUGCAGUCGAGACUACAGUCGCGAGAUUGAACGAGAGAUUGAGAGGAGGAUCAGUCCACGCGAUAGACUCUCAAUGUUACUCAGCAGCAGUAGUAGUGGUAUCCCAAUGUCAUCAGGCACUGGUGGUGGUGGAUCAAACAGGAGUGCGAUAAGAUACAACAGGCAAUCACCAUCAAGGGAUAGUAGAUACUCUAGGGAGUAUAGAUACUCACGUGAGAGUGAUAACAACAACUUUGAUGAUGACGUCGGAGGUGGCGACCAAUCAUUCAAUCGCCAACAACGCUCUAGCAGCUGUCUGGACGACCACAGCGCCAUGACAUUGGAGCAACGAUUGGAGAUGAUCAAGGAGACGAUCAAUAGUAUCAAGAAUGACCGUGAGAAUAUAACGGCCAGGGACUACGGACUGAUGUUGGAGGUGGAGGAGAUGCGUGCCACAUUGCAAAAGGAGAGCGAGACAUCAGAGUUCUUUGCCAGCAAGAGUUUGGAGUUGGUGGAAAAGCUGCGCCAGGAGGAGGAGAAAAAUCAAAGAUUGAUGGAUGAGAUCCAGUUGAUGGAGACAUACUUCCAUCUCAAGGAGAGGAUCAAGAGAAGCAAGAAACAGCAGCAUCAGACCCAAUCACUGGCUGACAUUGUAUCAUCUUCGCCAUUAGCAGGUGGUCUUUCAACCUCUCAGACUCGAGGUCAAGCUCAAUGUCCAUUAUAA